This is a messenger RNA of Dermochelys coriacea (leatherback sea turtle), 2788 nucleotides long. RefSeq names its product solute carrier family 27 member 3 (gene SLC27A3). Gene Ontology annotation, molecular function: long-chain fatty acid-CoA ligase activity; long-chain fatty acid transmembrane transporter activity. The transcript is spliced from 10 exons. The record is from RefSeq and is a predicted model, not a curated record. Gene Ontology annotation, cellular component: endoplasmic reticulum. NCBI's taxonomy places the organism in Eukaryota, Metazoa, Chordata, Testudines, Dermochelyidae. Bases 43 to 1902 code for a protein of 619 amino acids.
CCCCAGCCCCAGCCAGGCUCCGGCUCCGGCUCCGGCUCCAGCAUGUACCUGGCCGGGGUGGCGGCGGCGGCGGCCGCGCUCCUGUGGCUCCAGCGGCGGCUCUGGCCGCACCUGUGGGCGGACGCGCGGUUCCUGCUGCGGGCGCUGCGGUGCCGGCGCCGGGCGCUGCAGGGCGCGGCGGGCUCCAGCCUGGCUCAGCGCUUCGCCAGCCUGGCGCGGGCGGCCCCGCAGCGGCUCUUCCUGCGCUUCGAGGCGCAGAGCUUCAGCUACGGGCAGGCGGAGCGGGCGAGCCGGCGGGUGGCGAACGCGCUGCGCGCCUGGCGCGGCCCCGGGGGGCCCCUGCUGCCCGGCCAGACCGUGGCGCUGCUGGUGGGCAACGAGCCCGGCUUCGUGUGGGCCUGGCUGGGGCUGGCCCGGCUGGGGGCCGUGCCCGCCUUCUUGGGCACCGGCCUGCGCCGCGGGGCGCUGCUGCACUGUCUGCGGAGCUGCGGGGCCCGGGCGCUGCUGGUGGCGCGCGAUCUGUGUGACGCUGUGGAGCCCCUGCUGCCCACCCUGCAGGAGCUGGGCGUUGUGGUGUGGGUGUUGGGCCCGGGCCCCUGUCCGCCAGGGGUUAUCAGCCUGCAGGAGCUGGUGGAAGAGGCAUCCGAAGAGCCGGUGCCCCCAGACUUAUCCACGCCCAGGGACAUGAUGGACACCUGCCUCUACAUCUUCACCUCGGGCACCACAGGGCUGCCCAAGGCUGCCCGCAUCAGCCACCGCAAGUCCAUCCUGUGCCUUGGUUUCUACCGCCUGGUGGGGGCCUCCAGCAAGGACGUGAUCUACGUGGCUCUGCCCCUGUACCACAUGUCGGGCUCCCUGCUGGGCAUCGUCGGCUGCAUCGGGAUCGGUGCCACGUGUGUGCUGAAAAGGAAGUUCUCAGCCAGCCAGUUCUGGGGCGACUGCCAUCACUAUGGGGUGACUGUGUUCCAGUACAUCGGGGAUCUGUGCCGCUACCUCAUCAACCAGCCCAAGAGAGAAGGGGAGCGGAAUCACAGCCUGCGCCUGGCCGUGGGCAGUGGGCUGCGGCCCGACGUCUGGCGGGAGUUCCUGCAGCGCUUUGGCCACAUCCGCAUCGUGGAGACCUACGGCAUGACCGAGGGCAACGUCACCUUCUUCAACUACACCAGCACCCUGGGGGCUGUCGGGCGCAGCAGCUUCCUCUACAAGCUCUUCUCCCCCUUCGAGCUGGUGCGCUACGACGUGCUGCAGGGGGUGCCGGUGCGGGACGCGGCCGGGUGGUGCCAGCGCGUUGGCCCAGGCGAGACGGGGCUGCUGAUCGCGCCAGUGACGCCCCAGAACCCCUUCCUGGGCUACGCGGGCGGCAAGGAGCUCUCGGAGCAUAAGGUGCUGCACGGGGUCUUCGCCGCGGGAGACGCCUACUUCAACACGGGCGACCUCAUGGCCCACGACGCUGCCCAGUUCGUGUAUUUCCGGGACCGUACCGGGGACACCUACAGGUGGAAGGGUGAGAAUGUGGCGACGACAGAGGUGGCAGAGGCUCUGGCCGCGCUGGACUCGCUGCAGGAAGUCAGUGUCUACGGGGUCGUUGUGCCAGGGUACGAGGGCCGGGCUGGGAUGGCUGCCAUUGUCCUGCGGCCAGGCUGUGAGCUGGAUGGGGCCCGGCUGUACAGCCACGUGGUGGAGUUCCUGCCCCCCUACGCCCGCCCCCGCUUCCUGAGAGUGCAGGAUCACCUGGCGAUGACACAGACCUUCAAGCAGCACAAGGUGCAUCUGGCCAGCGAGGGCUGCGACCCCACGCGCCUCCCGGACCCGCUGUACCUGCUGGAGGAUGCCUCGGAGGCCUACGUGCCCCUGACCCCGCAGCUCUGGGAGGGCGUCAUCUCGGGGGCUGUCCGGAUAUAACCCCCCUCGCCCCACCCGCCUCGGGUGCCCUCUGGCUGGGGGUCACCUGGGGAGACUACAAGUCCCAGCAUGCAUGGCUCAGCACUGUUGCAUGUUGGGAGCUGUAGUCCCCCCGGUCACACCUGGGAGCUUUGCUCCCUGCCGCUGCUUGGCCAGGGCUCUGGGGUGCUGCCUGCCCCCAGAGGGGAGUGGGGGAAAGAGGGCUCAGGUGGCUGCAGGGAAGGAUUUUUCCCCCUGUUGCACCCUGCCCCCACUGCACCCCAUGUUUGUCACUUCCUAGCCCCCCAUCCCCAGCGCACACCCCACUCCUCUGCCCCAGGGGGCUAGAAGCUGGGAACUUGGCCAUCGGGUCCUGGCUCCCCCAUGCCUGUCUCCAGCAGGGCGGCUUCGUGGGUGCCGGCUGGGAGCUGUGCCCAGGAUUUGCUGGGCAGUGCCCUCCAACCUCCCUCCCCGCACUUGGGGGCAGCUCUCCCCUCACAGGAUCUCGGCUCCAGAGGGGCUCCCGGUCUGGGGUGUUGGGGCAAGGGAGCUGCCUUGGUGCCGCAGGGUCACACAGCGUGGGGGGCGCGGGGUGGGGUCUCCAGGGAGCUGGAUUCAGAUCCUGGCUCCACCAUGACUUGGGGUGGCCUCGAGCUGGCCGCUGAGCUCCCAGCUGGGCCAUGGGGAGUACGGCGCUGGCUCCCUGCAGCCGGGUCUGGCUGGGCUGUUCCGACUGCGACCAACCCUGGCUGCAGCCUGGACAGUUUCGGUUCGAGGACUCGCCAGGCAUCCUUUGCUCUCGGGGCCCUGGGGCUGGGGAGGGAGGUGACUGGGGUGGUGGGAGGUGCCGAGGGGGGGAGGUUUGUACUUUUUAUACCUUUUUGGCAAAUAAAACAUUUUUAACAAA